UAUUAUGGAGUUACAUAAUAUAUAAUACUAAAAUAGAAAUUAUAUAUUUAAAAUGUUUGUAAUAAUAUUAAAUACAUUUUUAAAAUAAAACAAUAUCCGCACGAACGUGCGAUCUAAAAUUUAAGUAUAGAAUAAAAUCAAUAACGCACAGCACACUACUAGUUUUGGUUGAUUGGUGACAAAAUAUACAAAUACUGUCCGACUUUCGUCAAUACCGCAGUUACCGUUUAAUACCUAAAUUAAUUAAGUUGAAAUAAUUUUUACCCUUUUCCGCUAGUCACUAUUUUAAAUUUUAAUGGAGUAAAAUUAGUUGUGUUUAUUCUUGAAAUGUGGAAAAAAAUUAUUUUGCGACGGAUUUAACUCUAUUUAAAAAAAAAUUAUAUACUGGAUUUAUUUUUUUUCUUUUUCAUAUUUCUCUAGUUACUAUCGAAACAAAAAAAAUACAUUUAUUGUACUAUAUAAUUCAUCAAAAUAACAACAUUUAUUCCACUUCUUUUUCUUUUCAUCCCCUUUCACCUAAUAUUCUUAUUCAAUUUUACUCUCAAAAUCUUCUUUUAACAUCACUCUCAAAAAUAUCAAUCAGACCUAUAUUUUCUUUUCACCUAAUUUCACAUAUUUAUUCUAUUAUUAUUAUUAUUAUUAUUAUUAUUAUUAUUAUUAUUAUUAUUAUUUCCAGUUCUUCUAUAUUAACUACUAAUCGCACUCUAAAUAUAGUAUUCACUCCAAAUUGUGUUUUUAUUUUUUCAACAAACAAAUGAAAAAAGGAAUUUUGCAUGUGUUGAUUUAUUUUUUUUAAAUAGAAUAUAUAUAUAUAUAUAUAUAUAUAUCUUUACCAAAAUGAGGAGUGAAAUAUAGUACCAAUAUUUACGUAAAAAUGCAUUUUCCUCAUUUCGUAGCAAAUUUUUCUUGACCAAAAAAAACGUUGCAAAUUUGUUUUUUUUUCAUCAUUGCUUCAAAAAAGCAUUUAUUAAGUUCUUACUGCGGUGAAAAUUUCUCUUUAAAGAACCAGUUCACAAGGGAUUACUUAUUUACUUUAUUGUUCUUUAUAACAUUUUAGAUCUCAGAACCGACAUGCUUUUAUUUCAAUUCAUAAAAGAACAUGGAUGCAAUAUUUGGCCAACAUUGAUGAUACGAACUUUACUUAUGACGCUUAUUUUACCAUGUCCUUUUUUUUUGUCAACCUUAUUUUACCAUAAGUCACUAUGGCAUCAAACUAUACUAAUCGUUAAACUUGCAGAUAUUGUAAUUAAUUAAAAGAAUAAGAUUUUAUCACUAUUGCGACCAAUGUGCGGACACUGUAUGAUAGAGAAACAACGUGGCAUUGUCUGCUACAUGUCCACAUCUCUUGUUUGGUAGUGGACUGUGUUAUUAUUGGCACAGACCAAACCCACUUCCUUUCCCAUUUCUUCAUUAGAUUUUUUUCUCUCUUGGAAAUUGAUGGGCAAUAGGAAACACAAUUUCAAAUUCUCUCUCUCUCCUCUUAUCCUUCCACAAUAACCGAUACCAAUAGUGUCUUCUGAGCCUCUUUUUCUCUCCUCUUUUCCCUCUUCUUUUCUUGCAGGGGUUUAAUCGCUUCUUAAAUGGGUUUAGAUCAACUUCUCCUUUAGUUUAAUUCCUUGUAGACUUGAGAUUCGUCUAGUAGGUUUUGGUGGGGUAUCACAAAGAAAAGAAAAAUAAAUAAAGAUGAAGUCAAAGUCAAAAUUUUAAAAGGUUUGGACUUUGAACAAAGAUAUUUAUCAUCAGCUUCAUCAUGCUAUAUAGCUUAUGAUUAGCUUAUGAGAAGCUAAAGCUAUGAUUAUUUCUUUAAUCAAAUAGCUAGGGCUUUGGAGAGAGAGAGAGAGAGAGAGAGGUUAAAAAAGGUUUUAAUCUUUGUUUAAGAAAAGGUUAAACAAGAUUAGGGUUCCAUUUCAGAAGCUCAAGAUCAAGUAGAUGGAGGUAAGAGAGAAGAAAGAUAAUAAAAUAGAGAUGGAAAGACGACAAUCAUCAGCUAACCAAAACAUUCAAGAUCCUCGUCUACCUCCGUACACUUACUCCCAAACCGCCGACAAAGAGAAACCCACCACCAAAAGAAACGGGUCGGAUCGGGAUCCGGAUCUGGAUACCAACCCUACUUCUAUAGCUCCAGCUCCAAGGUCAUACGCUCGGCCUCAAACAACUUCUCCGACAAGGAGAGUGAGCUAUAGAGAAUGCCAAAGGAACCACGCGGCGAGCUCCGGCGGACAUGUGGUCGACGGUUGCGGUGAGUUUAUGUCAUCAGGCGAAGAAGGCACGGCGGAGUCACUUCUUUGCGCCGCAUGUGAUUGUCACCGGAGCUUCCACAGAAAAGAAGUCGACGGCAUGUUCGUCGUCAAGUUCAAUAGCUUUGGUCAUUCGCAGAGACCUCUCGUCAACCGCCACGUGUCUCCGAUCAUGAUGAGCUUUGGUGGUGGCGGAGGAGGAAGAGAUCCGGCGGAGUCAUCGACGGAGGAUCUCAACAGGUUUCAUCAAGCUUUAAGUGGUAACGGAGUGGAUCAGUUUCAGUACCAUCCAAAGAAGCGGUUUAGGACAAAGUUUAACCAAGAACAGAAGGAGAGAAUGUUCGAGUUUGCUGAGAAGAUCGGUUGGAGAAUGAACAAGUCGGAAGAUGAAGAAGUGAACCGGUUUUGUCGGGAGAUUAAUGUGAAAAGACAAGUGUUUAAAGUUUGGAUGCACAACAAUAAGCAAGCAGCCAAGAAGAAAGAAACGUAAGAGACUUUUUAUAUAUGUACUGUUUGUUAUAAUAAAUUGAUUUUAGAGCUCAGUAUAAUGAUUUCUAAUUUUUACUGCUUGACCUUAUGUCCUUGGUUUCUUUGAAUAUUUUGGACGCUCCAUCUUUGGUUUUGGGUGUGUUUGUCUUCAAUAUUCUCAACU
Molecule: messenger RNA, 2889 nt
Organism: Brassica rapa (field mustard)
Lineage: Eukaryota; Viridiplantae; Streptophyta; Magnoliopsida; Brassicales; Brassicaceae
Product: zinc-finger homeodomain protein 6
Biological process (GO): regulation of DNA-templated transcription; regulation of developmental process
Cellular component (GO): nucleus
Molecular function (GO): transcription cis-regulatory region binding; DNA-binding transcription factor activity
Source: RefSeq, a predicted model, not a curated record